Molecule: messenger RNA, 1584 nt
Organism: Penicillium coprophilum
Lineage: Eukaryota; Fungi; Ascomycota; Eurotiomycetes; Eurotiales; Aspergillaceae
Product: putative proline permease
Exons: 1
Coding region: 1-1584 (527 amino acids)
Biological process (GO): amino acid transmembrane transport
Cellular component (GO): membrane
Molecular function (GO): amino acid transmembrane transporter activity
Source: RefSeq, a predicted model, not a curated record
AUGGCUGUCGGUCCGACCAUUGGCACUGGUCUUUUCAUCGGCGCCGGCCAAGCACUCGCGGUUGGCGGACCUGCCUCGCUGCUCCUGUCGUAUAUAAUCCUAUCCAUUCUGACCAUUGCCAUGACCACAAGCGUGGCUGAGGUAUCCACGCACAUGCCAUCGCAACACGGAACACUCGUUACCAAUGGCUACCUGUAUAUGUCAAGCAGUCUGGCAUUUGCUUCAGCAUACCUCCGCUGGUACACUCUUGCUUUGUUCGUCCCAUACGAAAUUACAUCGGCGAUGGUCAACCUUGGCCUGUGGAAACCAGGCUCCGCCGUCGCAGUCAGAUUAGGUAUCAUCACGAUCAUCGUUGUUGGGUUCAAUUUCCUGCCGGAAAGACUAUUCAAAAGCUCCGAGCGAUUGUUCACUGCGAUCAAGAUUGGCACAAUGGCAACCCUCUUCGUCCUCUCCCUAGCCCUGGGUCUUGGAGGUGUGGAUGCGCAACCACCAUGGGGGUUCAAAUACUGGAAGCAUCCAGGUGCCAUGAACGAGUAUCUAGUCCGAGGUAAAUGGGGACGAGUCUUAGCUUUCUUUCAAUGCCUACUCGAUGGCUCCAUUGCUUUCACAUUUGCCCCGGAGCUGAUUGUGCACCGAGCGGAAUUUCCAGCAUCCCUUGUGCCAGCGUCACUUGGCGAAACGGCGAUGAUAAGCGCUGGGAUCCCAGGCAGAGUCACGUCCGAUGUUGCACAAACCGCGUUUCCGUAUAUCGUGAGCUCCUUGGCCAUGGGUGUGAUGGCUCCUUUCAAUGACACUCGUCUGACAAACAACGGAACGGGCUCCGGGUUUUCUCCUUACCUGAUCGGUCUCAAAAAUGCAAAUAUUCAAAUUGUACCUACAAUUGCGACGGUCGCAAUCCUGCUCUCUGCGGUGGCUUCUGGGCGAUCCUUUUUGUAUCUGUCCUCUCGCACACUAUGUGCAAUGUCGGAACUCGGUCAUGCGCCCUCUGUAUUUUCUAUUCGCAACCGCUGGAACGUCCCAUAUUUGGCUGUUGUAGCAUCUGCCGUAUUCUCCUCUCUUGCCUUUGCUUCAGUGAAGGUGUCGAGUACAAUCAUGAACACCUAUCUCCUUCGCCUCGUCACAAGCGCCGGCUUCAUUUCCUCGCUGGUAUCAUGUGUCGUCUAUCGUCACUUUGAUCGACGGCUCAUAAUGAAUGGAAUUGCCAGGCGACACAGUUUCGCGUUCCAGCCGUUUGGCACAUAUUUCGGAUUGGUCAUCAGUACUAUACUGCUGUUGGGCGGCGGGUUGUGGGCAGGACCCAGGGGAAAUCUGAUUGGGUCCCGAAGCGCCAGACUGAUUGUCUCAUACAUCAACAUCGUUGUUUUCAUCCUGCUGUUCUUGGUUCAUCGAUUCCAAGACUUUGUGCCCGUUGUCGAAGUGGAAAGACAUGUCGAUAUGGCUGGACGCAGACAUGGUGACCGCGAGGGACCAAAGGAACCUCGGACACAGAAGACGUACCCGCCUCGGGCGAAACUCGACGCAAUCCCAGAGGGUUCCGGGGCAUUUGAGUUGCGACUCAGCCAAACCAUGUUCACCGAGCCUUGA